AAUUCCUCGAUUAUUCAUAAUCUUUACUCCUGACUGUGGAUUCAAUAAUGAUCUUGGUCAUCAGAUAUUUUGGAUAUAUAAUAGGGUUUGUGUUUGGAAUCUAUAUAUUUGAAAUACUGGUUGAUCGAAACAGAGAAGGACCAACUUUCAUUGCAGAAAAAAAUACUGAAAUAUCCACUUGUGAUAAGACUAACUACAAUCUCUGGUUAAAAAACAAAGGAUUCGUUGUGUCUAAAAUCGAUCAAGAUGAGCUCUCUUUCGGCAAGAAUAGGACAGAACUGCAGAAGACACUGGAAUCUCAACUCUUGUAUAAUUUGGUUUAUAUUACAUGUGUUGUUUUUGUUAUGAAACCGGAAAGAGCUUACAUGGUAGCAAAUACCUGGGGGCGACGUUGUAAUUCAUUAUUAUUCUAUUCGAACACAGUUACUAAACUCGACUACCUCGAUAUUCACAUAAUUCCGUUGAAAAGCUCAUGGCAGUUUAUGUGUGAAUGUAUUCGUCACUUGUGGCUCACUGAGAAACAUCUUCAAUGGGUAAUAUUUUCUUUUGAUGAUAUUUAUGUGGUCCCUGAAAAUUUGAGGUAUUUCUUAGCAAUAAAAGAUCACAACGAUCCCUACUAUUAUGGACACAAUGUUUAUUUUUGGAAUGUUUUGUAUAAUAGUGAAGAGACAGGUUUCGUUUUGAGUAAAGGGUCCAUCCGUGCAUUAGUUAAUAAAUUUAGUGAUGUUUCCUCAUGUGAAAAAAGUGAAAGAUACAGGAAAAAUGGAGACUUCUAUUUAGGUAAGUAUUUGUCUGAAUUGAACAUCACAGCAAGUAAUGCCCAUGACGAAGAAGGCAGAGAACGGUUCCAUAUUUUGAAAUUGGAGAUUUUAUUGGCUAGUGAUUCCGAAAGGAUAGUACAAAAGUAUACAAAGAAAAGUUUGCGGCCUAUUAAAGUGGGAAAGGACUGUUGCAGCGACUCUACGAUUAGUUUUCCGACAAGUGGAAACAAUCUAUUGACUCAUUAUCUUAUUUAUCAAACCAAAGUCUUUCAUAGCGGUAAACUUGGCAACAGAUUUAAAAAUGAAACUGACGAUCCUCAGGCAUGGAAGGAGACUGUUCGAGAAGAAUUCGGGAAUGAAUUAAAUGUUUCUUUAAUUACUGAGGCUGAAUAUGAACGCUUAUGGAAGGAGAAAGUAAAAAUACUCGAAAAGAAGAAGCAUUUCAUUCGAUAAGUUUUAGUUAUAAGUUAACAUCCAGCCCACGAGAGUAUGAAAAACAGGCUCUCUAAAGUUACAUCACAUUUUUUAAAUUUAAUUCUUUGAUUAUAUUAUUAAGGAUUUAAUUUAAUGACUGAAAUAUUCGUGAUGAAAAUUAGGCUAUGAAUUAUAAAAUAUGUGAAUAUGUUAUUGGUUUUGUAUUGAAUUUGAUUGAAAUCAGAUUUUAUUACCUGACAUGUUAAUUUUAAAUUAUUUUAUACAUUUUUUAAAAGUUAUGUGAUAAAACUUUUUAAUUGAUUACAUCUUAUUUAUUUUUAUUUUUUUGUUGAAA
This is a messenger RNA of Nezara viridula (southern green stink bug), 1530 nucleotides long. NCBI's taxonomy places the organism in Eukaryota, Metazoa, Arthropoda, Insecta, Hemiptera, Pentatomidae. The record is from the annotation of a GenBank genome assembly.